CUCAGUCUGUUUUAGCUUUUAUAAGGGAGGGAUAGAGGUGGUAGGAGCAAGUGAGCAAGGAGUGAGAGGCAACUCAGAACUGCCUCGGACCCGUGGUGCUGUGGAGCAGGGAGGCUCCUCUAGGUUGGUAGGUUGCCAUGGCAUCUGGACCCAACAUGAUGGCCCCCAUUUGUCUGGUGGAAAACAACAAUGAACAGCUGUCAGUGAACCAGAAAGCUAUAGAGAUUCUUGGCAAGAUUUCUCAACCAGUGGUGGUGGUGGCCAUUGUAGGACUGUAUCGUACGGGCAAAUCCUACUUGAUGAACCGUCUUGCAGGACAGAACCACGGUUUCCCUCUGGGCUCUACUGUGCAGUCUGAAACCAAGGGCAUCUGGAUGUGGUGUGUGCCUCACCCCUCCAAGCGGAACCACACCCUGGUUCUUCUGGACACAGAGGGCCUGGGGGAUGUGGAAAAGGGCGACCCUAAGAAUGACUCGUGGAUCUUUGCCCUGGCUGUGCUUCUGUGCAGCAGCUUUGUCUACAACAGUAUGAGCACCAUCAACCACCAGGCCCUCGAGCAGCUGCAUUAUGUGACAGAGCUCACAGAGCUCAUCAGGGCAAAGUCUUCCCCAAGACCUGAUGAAGUACAAGAUUCCACAGAGUUUGUGAGUUUCUUUCCAGACUUUAUCUGGACUGUACGGGAUUUCACCCUGGAGCUGAAGUUAGACGGUCACCCUAUCACAGAAGAUGAGUACUUGGAGAAUGCCUUGAAGCUGAUUCCAGGCAAGAAUCCCAAAGUCCAAGCGUCCAAUCUACCCAGAGAGUGCAUCAGGCUAUUCUUUCCAAAACGGAAAUGUUUUGUAUUUGACCGGCCAAUAAACGACAAAGCACUCCUAGCUGACAUUGAGAAUGUGUCUGAAAACGAACUGGAUUCUAAAUUCCAAGAACAAAUAAACAAGUUCUGUUCUUACAUCUUCACCCAUGCAAGACCUAAGACUCUUAGAGAGGGAAUCAUGGUCACUGGGAAUCGGCUGAGGACUCUGGUGGUGACCUAUGUGGAUACCAUCAAUACUGGAGCAGUGCCUUGUUUGGAGAAUGCAGUGAGAACUCUGGCCCAACUUGAGAACUCAGUGGCCAUGCAGAAGGCAGCGGACCAUUACAGUGAGCAGAUGGCCCAGAAAUUGAAGUUGCCCACAGACACACUCCAGGAGCUGCUGGACGUGCACACAGCCUGUGAGAGAGAGGCCAUUGCAGUUUUCAUGGAGCACUCCUUCAAGGAUGAAAAUCAAGAGUUCCAAAAGAACCUUGUGGAAAUCAUAAAGGAUAAGAAGGAGGAUUUCAUACUGCAGAAUGAAGAGGAAUCUGUUAACUACUGCCAGGCUAAACUUGAUCAGCUUUCAACGGUCCUAAUGGAAAGCAUUUCAGCAGGGACUUUCUCUGUUCCUGGAGGGCACAAGCUCUACAUGGAAGCAAAAGAAAGGAUUGAACGGGAUUACUGGCGAGUGCCCAGGAAAGGAGUGAAGGCGAACGAGGUCCUCCAGAGAUUCCUGCAGUCGCAGGCAGCAAUAGAGAACUCCAUCCUGCAGGCAGAUAAAGCUCUCACUGAAGGAGAGAAGGCUGCAGCAGUGGAGCGGGCCAAGAAGGAGGCAGCUGAGAAGGAACAGGAGAUGCUAAGACAGAGACUACAGGAGCAGCAGCAGCAGAUGGAGGCGCAAAAGAAGAGUCUCCAGGAAAACAUAGAUCAAUUGGAAAAGAAGCUGGCGUGGGAAAGAGAAAACCUACUGAGAGAGCAGAAUAUGAUAUUGGAGCAUAAACUGAAGGUCCAAAGAGAUCUCCUUAAUGAAGGAUUUAGAAAGAAAGCUGAUGAGAUGAAUGCAGAGAUAAAUGGCUUGAAAAAUAUGAUUGAUACUUCUAAAAAUGAUGAUACUCCCUGGGUUGCACAAAUCUUGGACAGAUUUGGCAAUGAGGUCACUUCAGUAUUAUCUGCUCCUGCCAAACUUCUUGGUAAUCUUGUGAAAGGCGUAGGCUCACUAUUUAAAAAGAAUUAACUUUCCUUUUGAAGAAAUUAUAGAAUGUGGGUAUAUGCACUGGUUUAUUUUGAUUGUAUGUUUUUCACUUUCAUUCAGCAAAGUUUUAAAAAAGUGGCUAUUAGAGGGUAUCAAUGCCUGGCCCAUGUUACAUAGAAUAAAGGCAUGUACGCUUUGAUAUAGCAGGUUCACCUUAGGCAGUGCACAUAUGCACAAUCAUAUGUGUACAAAAAGUUCAGGCAUUGCUUUAAACGAUGAAAGAUUGGAAAGUACUUAAAUAUCCAUUUAUAUAAAUUGGUAAUAUGAAUUUAACAUAUCCAUAUACUGGAAGACUAUGUAGCCAGCAAGUAAAUUGACAGUGGAGCUCCAUUUUACAAAUGUAGAACGAUCUUGAAAUUAUAUUUUAAAUUGGAAAAAAUGAAGCACAAAAGAGGGUGUAUAAUGUGUUCACCGUAAAAAAAAUGUAAUUAUUAUGUGCAAUCUUACAUGUGUACACAUAGAAUACGUCUGGAAUGAUCCAUUAGAUGCUAGUAACAUUGUUUUCGUCGGGGGAGAACUGAGUAGCAUCAGGGGUAGGGGGGAGGACAUGUUUUUCAUUAUAUAUUCUAUCUUUUGAAUUUUAUGAAAAAAGCUUAUGUUACUAUUUCAUAAAUAAAUAACAAAGAAGAUGUAAAGUAU
This is a messenger RNA of Equus quagga, 2684 nucleotides long. It is a transcript of the gene GBP6, whose product is annotated as guanylate binding protein family member 6. The coding region runs from base 138 to 2027 and encodes 629 amino acids. Lineage: Eukaryota; Metazoa; Chordata; Mammalia; Perissodactyla; Equidae. The record is from RefSeq and is a predicted model, not a curated record. Gene Ontology annotation, molecular function: GTP binding; GTPase activity. The transcript is spliced from 11 exons. Gene Ontology annotation, biological process: defense response to protozoan; defense response to Gram-positive bacterium.